UGGAACGCGUAGCCACAUGUGGGAUGUUUGCCGCCCAAGCCACACCGCGUAUCCGCCCGUCGCCAACACGUCGGCAAGCUUCACCAAGCUCUCCUUAGCGAACGACCACAGAGGCGGCAGGCGUCGCCAGGAUGACGCCCACGAUUCCCUACACAUAUAUCCAAUGUUCGUGCUCGGAUCAAGCACCUGUGGACAAUAACGAUGCCCAAGACGGCAGCGCCCCCGACUACAACGACGAGCGCACCUUCGACCCGCGAGCCCCUCGAUCCAACUACAGCCUCUACCCGCUAGAGUAUCUGCUCUAUUGCGAGGAUUGCCAGCAAAUACGAUGUCCGAGAUGUGUUACAGAAGAAAUGCUUACAUACUUUUGCCCGAACUGCCUGUUUGAGGUCCCGAGCAGCAACCUGCGGAGUGAAGGCACCAGAUGUACAAGAAGCUGUUAUCAGUGUCCUAUUUGUGUAGGACCGGUCCAAGUCGUACCAACACAAAAGCCAACCGAUGCCAACCUACUUACAGUCGACGGCCAGGCAGGCAACACCGGAUCUUUUGAACUUGUCUGUCAGUACUGUAACUGGUGCUCUAGCGAAAUUGGCAUCGAAUUCGACCGACCGAGUGGCAUAUUUUCACAAUUGGCUAAGAUUAAUAACGGCGGUUCCCGCAAAAUCACACAGAAAGACGUCAAAGAGAGACGCAAAGAAGAGCCUGAUGAUGCCAUGGUGCCGGACGAGUUGGUGGACCACGACCUUCAGUUCGCGAAUCUUAAAUCUUUCUAUCAUGCACAGCUGGCGGACCUGAACCCUGCUCUUGGUGGUAUGACCGAUGCUAUUGGCUUCUCAUCACCGGCGGCACUCUCGCGGAUUAUGUCGCUGUAUACCGGAAGAGCGCAGCAAGGCAAGGGACAGAACGGCGCUCCCUUUGUUAUGCGUGAGGCCCUUAACACGGAUGAAGGAUUCAAGCUUGCGCAGCUGAAUGAAUCUGCAGCUAUUAAAAAGCUCAUAUCCGGUGGAUGGGACAUAACGACGUCAGCGGAACAGCGCGACCAUCACCAAGAGCAUGUGCGAUUCCAAGACGAGUUGCGCCCAUCAUCGUAUCUGCUUCGAACAAAGCGAUCCAAGCGAUGCCCAGCGUGCAGACAUAUUUUGUCAAAACCAGAAAAUAAGGUCGCCGCCACACGAUUCAAAAUCCGACUUGUCGCCAAAUCUUACAUCCCUUCUAUAAGUGUUCGCCCAUUACGUGCGACUACAGCUCCAGUUCCAGUCACAUCAAGACCUGCCAUUAUCGAAGAGGCGCCCCUAAACCCUUUUAAACCACAUCAAUACAUCUUGACAUUCAAAAACCCACUAUUUGAUAGCGUCAAAAUCUCGCUGGCUGCGCCCAAUGUUACCCCCGGCCGAUUUGCGACAAAGGUGACGGUUCUUUGCCCGCAGUUUGAGAUUGGUGCAAACACAGACAUGUGGGAUGACGCACUCAAAGACGACGGACGCGAUAAAUCACAGAAGGAUGACCCGUCUAGCCAGGCAGAAGCUGGUAAAAUCUGGGAUCGUGGUAGAAACUGGGUGAGCAUCGUACUGGAGGUUGUCCCUCCAUCACUAAAAGUUGAGCACCUGGGAGUUGGCUUGCCACCAGGAUCAGUGGAUAAAGGACCUUUAAAGCAGGACGAGGAUAUCUUGGAGAUUCCCAUGUUUGUACGCAUGGAGUGGGAGGCUGAUGUUCAAAAUGAUAUAACAUCCGGGGCGGGACGCGACAAAGAGGCUAAAGAGAAGCGAGAGCUUGCCUACUGGUGCGUUCUGGGCGUUGGACGAACAGCAAAAGAUUAAACAGGACUUGUCCAUAGCAUAGGGGCAUGAGCAAAUAGAUACCCACAUGUCACAGCAACAAAUAUUUAAGGAACAUGUAUGAUUUAUGAUUGUUUUUAUUCAUGCAGCGUGCAUCAUUAUCAACGCUACUUUUCUCAAGACGCCUAGCCCUGACCAACCAAAGAUGCUAAAUGUGCAGUCCAUCAUUUUUAAACCGUAAAGAUCACCAAGCUCCCUUCAAACCAAAUCAUACCACCAAAAUUUAGUAGGCAGAGGUCUGGGGGAACUCGAAGGUGACGUUGCGGCCGGUGAGGCGGCGGUAGACCUCAGCGUAGGUGUCGACACGGUAGUCAACACCCUCACGCUCCUUCUCGUCAAGGAUGACCUUGAGGGUCUUGGAGCCGUCCUCCUUGGUGCGGAUGCGCUUGCCAACAAUCUCGACGGGGUAGCAGAGAUCGGCGAGGAUAGCGUCGUGGACAGCAGUAAGAGUGCGGGAGCGGGGGCGCUUCUGGGUCUGGGUGUUGCGGGAGCGGGCAGAGCGCUUGGGGCGGGGGAGAAUGCGGCGAGAAGCGAGGAUCAAGACCUGGCGGUCAGAGAACUUCUUCUCGAGCUCACGGGUCAGACUAGCGGGGUUUGUUAGUUGCCAUUCUUCUCGUAAGUACUGUUGCUGUUUACUUACCGCUGCUGAACACGGUGGAAGCCCUGCAGGGAAGGGACGGGGACAAAGAUGACAAUAGCCUUCUUGCCGUGGCCGACUUCGAUCUAUUUGUAGACCUCAAGUCAGCAUGCGAGCUCCAGGACAAUAAGCCUUGGACCGCUUCCCGUCCUGUUUCCAUAGAAGUCAAUUGAUCUCAGGUUGUUAUGGGAGCGUUGCGUGCUUCGUCCGAGAAACGAAGGUUGUUCUGGAGAGCCGACGCCAAAAAAUUCAUAUAUUCCAACGAAUUCUUCAUGUCGGCGCCCAGUGUCUGUUCCUCCUCGGUUGUCCGCACAAAACGCUCGUUUAUAAACCGUUGCAUCGCUUGCUUUGGGAACAGGAUAUUGAAGGAAUAUUGGUCUCGGCCUGUUGUAAGCAUUCAAGUAGUUCUCACCUCGCGGGCAGAGACGAUCUGCAGAGGGCGGAGAGCGGCCUUAAGGUCGGCAGUGUUGGUCUCGAGGUCGUAGAGAGCCUGAGCGAUGUUGCGCUCGAGCUCAGAGGGGUUCUGCCUCGAGGGGCUGUUGGCGGCGAUCUUGUUGACGGCAGACAUCUUGAUUGUUGGCGUUGACGUUGGACGUUGACACUGGAGAUGUUUGGUGUACCUGGCUGAGGAAGUUUU
Molecule: messenger RNA, 3109 nt
Organism: [Torrubiella] hemipterigena
Lineage: Eukaryota; Fungi; Ascomycota; Sordariomycetes; Hypocreales; Clavicipitaceae
Source: the annotation of a GenBank genome assembly